AUGCAACCCUCCACGCGCCAAUGCUGCGCCGCGCCGCGAUCCCCGACGACCACAUCCCGGCCCGCGCCGAGCAGCAGCAGUCGCCGCCUCUUCUCCGGCUCGCCCGCGCGGCGCGCGCAAAGGCCGCAACCCGCCGACGACCCCAACUUUGUCUCGACCGUCGACCUCGACCCGACCAUGAUCCGACCCGGCCGCAAGCACGGCCCCGGCCUCAUCAUCCUCGCUCUCAUCCCGAUCACGGCGUUCGCCCUCGGCACCUGGCAGGUCCAGCGCCUCGGGUGGAAGACCGAGCUCAUCGCCAAGUUCGAGGACCGCCUCGUCCGAGACCCCCUCCCGCUGCCGCCGCACGUCGACCCCGCCGCCGUCCGCGACUUUGACUACCGCCGCGUCGUCGCCACCGGCCGCCUACGGCACGAUCAGGAGAUGCUGAUCGGCCCGCGCAUGCGCGACGGCCAGGACGGCUACAUGGUGGUCACCCCACUGGAGCGGUCCGGUGGUGCGUCUACGAUCUUGGUCAACCGCGGCUGGAUCAGCAAGAAGCACCGGGACCAGCGGACGCGCCCGCUGGGGCUGCCGAGGGGGGAGGUCACGGUGCAGGGGCUGCUGCGCGAGCCCUGGAAGAAGAACAUGUUCACGCCGGACAACAGGCCGGACAAGGGCGAGUUCUACUUCCCGGACGUCAAGCAGAUGGCGGAGCUGACGGGCGCGCAACCCGUCUGGGUGGAAGCGACCAUGGAGCCCGAAUAUCUCAAAAUGAUGGAGUACGAAAGCCGCGGUAUUCCCUUUGGCCGACCAGCCGAAGUAAACCUACGCAACAACCACGCCCAAUACAUCUUCACCUGGUAUGGACUCGCCGCAGCGACAUCCGUCAUGAUGUACCUAGUUAUGAAGAAGCCCGCCUCUGAUGUCGUCCGUCGGGUGCGCGCCACGCGCACUCUGUAA
Cordyceps fumosorosea ARSEF 2679 is the source of this 942-nucleotide messenger RNA. RefSeq names its product Surfeit locus 1. The coding region runs from base 1 to 942 and encodes 313 amino acids. The record is from RefSeq and is a predicted model, not a curated record. Gene Ontology annotation, cellular component: membrane; mitochondrion. NCBI's taxonomy places the organism in Eukaryota, Fungi, Ascomycota, Sordariomycetes, Hypocreales, Cordycipitaceae. The transcript has 4 exons. Gene Ontology annotation, biological process: mitochondrial respiratory chain complex IV assembly.